UUAUUCCCAUACAACAAUUUUCCCACUGAAACUGUAAUACGUAGAGAAGUCACACCUCCGCGCUAAGCGCGGAGUCGUGCAGCGCAAGGUGCAGAGAGUAGCCUCUGUAGAGUGUCGUGUUGUCAGUGGCUCUGCGCCCAGUGUCCAAGAAUUUUGUGUAGUUUUAUCGUAAUAUGGUGAAGUGUAUCAACAGUAAAAGGUCAAGUGCUAGAAAAACAAAUCCCCCAAUUGGCCCGUAACAUCAACAACAAACAUGACCGGAAUUUUAUUUCUCCCGUUGUGAUGGAUCAUAACAUCGAGAAUAUGUGCAAGAUGAAUUACGCGGGGGUGCCGGUUUACAAUACAGGGAAUGGUGAUGAUGGUUAAUUCUUCUUCCCUUUUUUUUCUUCAUAAAAUACGAUCACUUUGCCUGAUCAACGCAUCCGUUGCGAAGAAAUUAUUUGGGACUUCGUCAGGAUAAAUAAUUCUCAUGGAAUUUCUGUCAUUCUGGUGAAUAACGGGACACAAUGUUUUUCAAAUUUGAAAAUAAAAAGACGAUAGAGGUGGAAAAAUAGAAGUAAAACCGCCAAGUGGACAUCGUCAAGGCCGCGGUGAUAGAGCUUCAGUGGAUAACGAGCAGUGAAUAGUGAAAAAAAUAUUGAGUCGAGGGAAAAUGUAAAUAAAGAAUUUGUGGAAUGAUGAAUGGACUGUCAUGCGAUCGGACUGUUGUGACGAAUUUGGAUCGAAGUAGAUCGUGAUCCAGCGAAAAAAAUCAUCCCAGGCAUGAGAAGAAUUGAGCAAUUCCAAGUUACUUGUGAUGGAUUUUUUUAAAAUGAAAUAACGCAAUGAAAACAGCGAGUAACUGUACGGAUUACGAAAUUCCGAGUUUCUCGGGAGUUUUUUCAAUUUCACUGGUGAAAUGAAAAUAUUUGUGAGGCUAAGGGCGUACCAUACGCUGCGUAUUGGUUACACAAACGAACAGAAGCAUCAAAAUAUGUCGUUUGCAUGUAAAUCGCGUGCCAAAGCACGCACAUCUCCCGUUACUAGACUUUAUCAGAACUAUUUUUAAUUUUUUUGUCUCUCCCCUUGAUUUUCACGAGCUGUGCGUGAGCGAACGUGAGUUUUUUUUUGGUUCGCGCUUAAAGUAUUUUGAUCGCUGCUCAUCUUGGGAAUUUUUGACAUGUUGCACUUGGCCUGUUAUUACUCGGAUGUUUGUACAACGUGUAUGAUUAAACGUAUACUCCGUCAAUCGUGUUGUACGUGACGCGAUGUCGGGGGGAAACGUCGUGUCGUCACCCCGUGGCGCCGGUGCUGAGUGCAGGAAAUUUGUUCCUAAUAUAUUCAACAAAAGCAAGUGCAGUAGUUGCUUUAAACAGAAGGAGGAACACAGCGCCGAGGCAUUGGAAUCCAAUCGAGCCACACGGAAGAUAUCCAAAUAUGGCUACCUCUUUGUCGCACCCAACUGGGAUUUUUCCAAUCCGCUCAAUCGAACCAAAAGGUGGCAGCGAAGGUGGUUCGUGUUAUACGAUGACGGAGAGCUGACAUACUCACUUGAUGAACACCCGGAGACAGUACCGCAAGCGAGAAUUGAUAUGACACGGGUACUGGAAGUAGCUGCUGCUGACGAUGUUACUGGCCAUCCCAACAGCCUUGCAAUCACAUCACCCGACGGUGUGACAUUUAUCAAGGGAACUUGCAGGGAGGAGACCAGAUGGUGGGGGGAUGUGUUGCAAGUUUACUCCAGGAAUAAGGGAAGGCACAAGCGAAAUGCAACAUUUCCUGGAGGACAAACAACGAUUCUGCAGGUGUCGUCAUCGAUAAGGAGCAAUACUCCGGAUCCUCUUCGACCGCGAUUCAACAGCUGUCGAUCGGAAAGCCGAAGUUCAACAGCCUGGUCAGCUGAUGUAUCAAAUCACAAUUCAAGUGGUACAGUAUCACCAAAUGAGUCGUACGUAACAAGCAACAAUCGAACCUCAUCCAUCUCCUGCAUAAGUGAGAAUGGAAAUUCAUUAUCAAGAACGAAUGUGGUCUCACCAGUGAGAAGUACAAGCCUUGAGAACGGAAGUGUUUAUAAUUAUCCUAGUGCACCAUCGGUAACAGUCAAUGGUGGUAUUGUACAACGAUCGAGUGGUGCCAGUGUUGGUGGAUCAACUGGUGUUAUGAAUUCUGAGAAAACCUCAAUUUUACCUGGUACCAGUGAUACCAGAUCUUAUCUUGAUCAUCCAGCGAGCUCAGCAUCACCACCAACACGAGACAAAUUACGUGCCGAGGAUAAGGCAAGACGACGAAUGAGUCAGCAGACUGAAAGACCAUCGAGUGGCAUUGAUGCGACGGAAAAACUAGAUGACGAGGCGUGUAGAAGAAUCUUACUGGAGCAUGAGCGUGAACGUGAGGGUAAAUUGCGUGACAUAGCUGUCUCCCUUACGCAACCACGAGUCCGUCGAACUAAGCCAAGAAACACUGAGCCAACUAGGGACGUUGUAGAUAACGUUAAUACACCACAUCAGGAUAAACUAGUUAGAGGUGAUCCUGAUGGUUGUGGACUCGAUAUAUCAGGGAUCAGAUAUUCACCGAUAUCUGAAUUGAGAGUUGAUCUACCUGCUGAGGAUCUUCUCAACAUCAAGAAGGGAUGGCUUAUGAAACAAGGUCUGAAUAAGGAGUGGAGCAAACACUGGUUUGUCCUUCGUGGAUUUGGACUGAUGUAUUACAGGGAUCCUACCACUGAAGACAAAGGCAUCAUGGAUGGUGUUAUAGAUCUGAAUACCGUUACAGCUGUAUUACCGGUGCAAGUGGCGAGAAAUUAUGGAUUUCAAACUGUGACGUGGGACGAUCGUGGUACAACAGUUUUCUCCGCUGUAACAGCUGGAAUACGAUCAAGCUGGGUGUCAGCAAUACGCCGUGCUGCUAAUCUAUCCGAUUCUGAUGACGUAAUUGUGGAUAAUCAUAUUCUGUGUCAUGGAAAUCAGCAGCAAGAUACCAACAAGAGUCAGUCACCCACUGCAUCCAUGACCGAGCGCGAGAGUGAUCAAGUAAUUCCCUCAUCAAUGCCCUUGACACCCCGAUCAGUCCUAUUCUCUUCCGACGAAGAAUAUAGAACUGCCUCAGAGGGUGGUAGACGUGAAUCCGGUGAUUGGUCAGAGAUCCCAGUAACUCCACCCCUCACCCGAAAUCGCGAUUGGCCCUUAAAGGUAACAAAUUGGUCAGACGUAUCAGCCCUCGAGUGGUCGGAGUUGCCACCAUCACCGCCUUUGACACGAACCGCAUUAUCUCGGGUCAAAGCACGAUCUCGCUCAAACUCUCGAACUCGUGUUUACAAGCGCACUAGAAGCUCUCCCCCAAGCUCUCGUCGUAGCACCCUAGACAGCGUACAUUCGGAGGACUUGAUGAUGGCCUGUUGUGAACUCGACGAGGAGCAACACAACCUGGACCCACCCAAUGAAACUCCGUUGAUAGUCGAACUCCUCGAGAGCCAAGUCACGAUGUUUAAAGAUCAAAUCGCCCAGAAUGAUCACCCAACUAGUCUCCUAGUCAUAAUCGAUCGUCAGAAAAAUGAACUUGCGGCUUUGAAGUCGCAAUUGCACUCGGCUAGAUCAGAACUAUCGAGUGCGGAGAAAGAGCUUGCACGUUUGAGGCAGUAUCGAGCAGAAGCUGCGAUUAGGGAGAGUCGAAUUGAGGAAUUGCUCAAUACAGUUCAGAGGACAGAGCAACAGCGGACGAAGGACGUGGAGGACUUUGACAAAAUGAAAAAACUUGUCUCGAGGGAGAAAGACGUCAUUGAGUGUAAAUUACUGGAAACUGAAGCUCUGCUGAGAGAAACGACGGAGAGAUGUGAGAUCCUGUCGAAGGAGUUGUCCUCGAGUCAUCUGACUGUCGAGUGUCUGCAGAAGGAAAUCACAUUGUUGAGUGGAAAGUUAGCACAAGGAAUCGAGGAGAACGACAGAAUCUACGAGAGAAUACGAGAAUUGGAGGGAAAGAAUAGUUUGUCAGUUUCUCGAGAGCGCGGUAAGAGCUUUGAUUCUUUGAGUGAUCUGACUAAUAUUGAUCUCGAUCUGGAUCUCAGUGGUUUUGAUAAAGAGAGAAUCAUGGAGGAGUUUGAUGAAUUGCGGGGUAGAUUCGAGAAGGCGAUUCUGGAGAUUCGAGCAAUGCGUAAGGAACUCAGAGAAGCUCAUGCCGCUCAAGAUGCAGCGGAGCUUGAAUUAUUCGCUUAUAGACAGGAUAACGCACGGAUUAAAGAUACGAAUCAGGCUCAGGUUCAGCUAAUGGCAGCUAGGAUUCAAGACUUGACGAACAAAUUGGCAGCUAGUGAGAAACAGAUGAGACAGUUUAAACAGAAAUUGACGAAGACUGAGGGCAGGGACAAGAGAAGGUCUCUAUCGUUGAAGGGUCGUGAGUCUUUCUCGAUUUCCCAGGAAGUUGAGGACAAGCUUCUCGAUUUAGAGAACAAGAUCAUUGCGAUCGAGAAGAACCAGGUGCUUCCGGCCCUGAUGACAACCUCGAAAGAUUAUCAAACGAGUAUGAAGAAGGAACAUAAACGAGAGCACAAGAGUCUCGAUAGAACGAGACUCAGACGAAAGUCCUUGGACAGUGCGACGAGUUCGGAACCCAUGAAGGUUCUGAUUCGCCUGACUACGCUUGAGAGAAAAGUCGCUAGUGUUGAACGGGAGAGUCCUCAGAGUGAUGUUGAUAAAGAUUCAAGUGAGCACAGCGAAGGGAGUGUCACAUCGAGUACAGAAGUGUCCAUGGAGAUAUUGAUGAGACUUAAGAAAUAUGAGAAGGCCGUUGGUAAGUCUAAAAGAUGUUUAGAGAAAUGUCUGAGAUCCAAUCAAAUCGAGGAGAAAGCUGAGAGAUGUCUUCGAGAGGUCGAUCAUAUACUUGAUUCCUGCUUUGAGCUGAGGAACAUUCAAUCAUCUAGUCCAAUUGUUCCAGAAGCGAUCAACAGUGUUGUAUUGAAAUUUGAGAAGGCAUUAACCGAGAAGAUGAUGGAACUCACGUCUCGCCGAAGAAAGCUUCAGGAAGUUGGAGAACUUGAUGAUUGCGCGAAGAUGCGAUUGUUGACCGAAAGAAUAGCUUAUGAAUUUAUCAUAAUUCAUCAGCUGAAACACGCCAUUAUCGGAGAUAAGUCGAUCAAUCGUAGUAGUUUCUUGGGCGAGUUGGUUGAGACUAGUCAAUUAAUAUCAGCACUCAAAUCCAAGAUCGAUGCUUCUUCGAAGAUCUACCAGAAUAAGAACUAUUGUGUGCAAUAUUUGACGAAUGUUUUGAUGGAAAAAUCAGUCCUUGUGUCUGGUAAGUCGGAAAAAUGUGACGCAUUCGGAUUGGAAGUAACUCCCGCAAAUCAGUACCGAGAAUUUCUAUUACAACAGCAAAAUCAGGUGGAGGAUUUGAUGCAAAAAUACAAGGAAACCAAAUUGAAAGAACUGGCAGAAGCACUUGCUGCUGAAUCUUUCCAUUCGUCGUCUUCGAAAUCCGUCCACGAAGAUGAAAGGAUCCACGAGGCAUGGGAAUUAGCCCAAGAAAUUGUCGAUAAAGAUCUAGUUCAGUCUGAAGUGUCUCACGUAAUCCUGAGAUGUGCUCAAAUGUACGAACAAAAUAUUCCAUCAGUCGCGGAUAUGAGUCUAAAUUAUGAACCAUCGGAGGGAGUUAAUUUGGAAUGUUGGAGUGAUCAAGUACGGACGAAACUUCUUCGAGAAAUGGAGAGAUCUUUCGAGGAACUUCGUUCGUUAUACAAUAAAGCCCUUAAGGACAUGAAGCAGAUGAAUUCAUCUGAGUUUACCUACGACUCACAACAGUUAUUGAGAGAAUUCGCUGGAAUUGUCGCACAGAAGGCACUCAUUGACGCCAGAAUCUCACUAUUGCUGAAUACUGAGGUCGAUAAGGUUGCAUCUAGGUUGAAUUCAAAUGACGAAACACUUGGAGGUGAGAGCCUUCCACUAGGGUUCAUUGCGGAAGAUAUCACAGGUUCAGUAUUCAGUGUAGGAUCUCCUCAGUCCUAUCAACAAUUUUCAGAAUCUGAGGAGGUACCGAAUUCUCCUCAGAUGUCUAAAGCUUUUGGGACCGUCAAGCAGUCGUUACUUGUCUUGGAGGAUGAUUUGAAAGAAUUGGGAUUAUCAUUGAAGGAUAAAUUACGGAUGGCUAGCAGUGACGAUUCUUCGUCGCCAGUAAAAUUCCAAAGAUCGUUGACUGAUUGGUCAGGAGUUUACGAUAAAUGUCGUGAGCUUCGCGAGCAUAUCAAAGGAUUGAAUGAUUACAUCAAAUGUUUUGCGUGUAAACAAUGUGAUCUUCUUCAGAAGUCAAUAAAAAGUAUUAAUAUGGAGCAUGCCGAAGAGUUAAAGCUACUGAAGAUGAAUCAGGAGAAGGAUCUCAUAGAAAUGAAGAGUGAAAUGGAGAAUCAGAGAAGUUCUUUGUCGUGCCAGUAUGAGCAGGAGGCGGCGAGUCUACGUGAGCGAGCAAGAAAACUUGAACAGAGACUGAACUUUAUGGAUUCUGAGCACUCGGCGCAUAUCAACGAGCUCAGGGCGGCUUAUCAGAGAUCCAUCAGUGCAGAAUUGGACACCGAUGUGGAGACGAGGAGGCGUUAUAAGGAGGAGAUCAAGCAGUUGAGAGCGCUCUGUGAGAAGGGAUUGAUGGCGAUGGAGAACUCGCACAGGAGAAUCAUUGCAGAGAUGGAGGAGAAACACAGGCAGGAGUUGGAGAAUCUCAGGGUAGAGAAGGAACAGGCCCUCUCUGAGGAGACACAGGCAACACUGGCAGCUCUUGAUGCCAUGAGGAAGGCUCAUGAGCACGAGGUGAAGAAAGAAAUCACCAAGUUCAAGCAGGAAUUUCUGAAGCAAAUGCAGGCCAGAGAGGAUAUUGGAUUACUUCAUAGAGAACAUGAAGAAGAAAUGGAGGAAAUAAAGCAAGAAAUUCUCUCACUCUCCGCAAAAUAUUCAUCAAAAUGCGUUGAAUCAGCUGCUCUGGAGGAAAAAGUUGGUUCCCUCACAAAACAAGUUGCCCAAGCCAAACAACACAUACUGCAACUUGACGCCAGGAACAAGCAGCUUCGGGCGCACUUGGUACUGGAAGCUAACGAAGGUGGAAUUGCUGAGCAGAGGGAAGAAAUUCACAGAUUACAGCAGCAGUUGAAGCAUGGGGAAGCGCUCACAGUCAUAUCCAAAUCCACCUAUUCACCUUAUCAUAGUAGUCCGGAGACUGCUGUUAAAAGAGAUAAAAGCACUGAAGCCGUGGCACAACAGACCCAAAGAAUCAGCAGUGCACAAAAAUUGAAAAACACAGGGGAUGAAUCACCAAGUGCACAGUAUCUCUGGGAUAGCAUUAAACCGAGGAGCAGUCACCAACAUCAAUAUCAAGAGCUGAUGAGGUCGCCAUCAGUGCGGUGGUCGGGGCGAAUAUGCCGGAGUCUUCCACCAACUCCAAUUUUGGGCUAUCAGAACUCUCUUUAUCCAUCAUUGACCUCGGUGGGCAUGGUUGCAGAGAGGAAAAAACGAUUUGAAGUUUAAAAUCAUCGUUCCUAAUGUGUUUGCACAUUUUUACUGGGCAUGUCACAAGUUUCCUUUAAAAUUUUGUGAAAAAAGUUUUUUUUCCAAAAACUUGCAUAAGUGGAUAGUUCUUCGUCAAAAGCACUAGGAUUUUUUUACUAAAUUCGUAUAAUUAUUCAGGGAUAUUAGAAAAAAUAGUGAAUAGUUAGACGCAGGAUUCCUAACGGUGGCUGAACAUUUUUUACUGAAGUUCUAUGAAACUUUUGUUGAAAGUUCUAUAAGUUUGGCGCCGAUUCUUUUGAAAAAUCAAAGAAUAGUUUACGAGAAAAAUCAAUAGAUUUUUAGAUAACUUCUUCUAUUCGUAACGCCGUAUUAAAUUUUUCCUUGAACAUUUGUUUACUAAAAGAAAUUUAUAUUGAAGUGAAUCCGUUUUUUUUAAAUAGUCAUUUCAUUUGGAUGGAAUUUAUAUAAUUCAAAUCAAUAAUUAUUUAGAGUUAGAAUUUACGAAAGACGACUAGAACUUGCAACAAAAACCCAUUAAAAUUUUGUAGCUAAUGCCAUUGGUUUUUUUCGUAUGCGAUUUCAACAAAAACAUAUCUUUUCACACACCAAACAAUUUUUUUCGGCCUAACAAUCAAGUAAUCUUCGUAGUUUCAUAUAAACAAUUCAUCGAUGUAUAUAACCCAUAUAUAUACCAACAAUCGAAAACUGUUGUCAAACCUUUAUUGAGCAUAUUUAUGUUGUAAAUAUGAUUCAAUGAGAUUCUCAGUUGACUAAUUAACAAAUCUGUCUUUUAUUAUCAAUGUUACUGAUGCACACCAUAUAUUACGAAAAAUUUGUUGGUGAAUGCACGUUCACGGGCAUUUUUUACACAUAUUAUUCGUUAAAAUCAACAAAUAAUUUUAGUUACAUGAAAAAUUUAUACAUAUUGAUUAGUUAAAACUCAUUAACUGCAUGAAUCGAGAUGUUUAUUCCCCAUUCAUUGAAAUUGUGUAUAGUUUUUUUUUUU
Molecule: messenger RNA, 8460 nt
Organism: Diachasmimorpha longicaudata
Lineage: Eukaryota; Metazoa; Arthropoda; Insecta; Hymenoptera; Braconidae
Gene: osp
Product: protein outspread
Exons: 11
Coding region: 1248-7472 (2074 amino acids)
Cellular component (GO): actin cytoskeleton
Molecular function (GO): actin filament binding
Source: RefSeq, a predicted model, not a curated record